Triticum urartu is the source of this 1440-nucleotide messenger RNA. Lineage: Eukaryota; Viridiplantae; Streptophyta; Magnoliopsida; Poales; Poaceae. The record is from RefSeq and is a predicted model, not a curated record.
AAACAGAACACGACCGGAACGAACCAAACCGGCCAUCUCUCUCACGAUCCACAUCCCCUUCCCCGCUUCCCCUUUCUCAAACCCUAGUGAUUGCGGGCGGCGGCGACGGCAGAGAACCUGCUAGCGGCGGUGGAGAUUCGGUGUUAUGGAUGGCGGUGGUGUUGAGGAUGGGGAAGGUGCUACGGAGGAAAUCCAGUGCGUGGCGGCGGAGGGGUCCGACCUUGGCGCUCCCGCGGAUCCGGGGAUGGCGAGCCUUGGCGACGGCUGUGGUACGGAGGGGUCGGGCCAGCACGCGGCUACGGCUACGGAGGGGUUGCGUCAGCGCACGGCUUCGACGGGAGGCGGUGUCUCAGCUGUAGCAAUCACGGUCCAGGGCGGGGCAUGGGCUGAGGGCUCGACCGCCGGCGUGGCUGGAGGCUCAGGCCAAGGCACGGCUGGUUCGGGCUCAACAGCAGUUGUAGGCUUAGGCCAAUACGCUGCUGAAUCGGCCUCGGCAGCAGUUGCAGGGUCCGGCCAGGGUGCAGCUCGGUUGGCCUCCACUACAUGGGCGUGUCCAGAUGGUACAAGAAGGAAAAAGAAGACAAAGAAUGGAACCAAGCAUUGGGUAUGUGAUAAGGUGAAGGAUUGGCUGAUUGAAUAUGCAACUCUCGGGGCGAAGGCAUUGCAGAAGAAGAUUAAAGAACACCACAAGGUUGACCUCCACUACAAGAGAAUAUAUAUGGGUAAGAAGCUAGCUCUGAAAGAAUUGUGUGGUGAUUGGGAUAGCAGCUUUGACAAUUUGUAUAGGUUUAAAGCACAAGUUGAAACCACUUGCCUUGGUAGCAUAGUUCAGAUUGAUCAUUACACUAUAAAAGGAAAAAUCAGGUUUAGAAGGUUCUUCUUUGCUUUGAAACCUUGCAUAGACGGAUUCCUUGGUGGUUGCAGGCCAUAUUUGGCAGUAGAUAGCACAUUCUUAAUAGGCAGGCUCAAGGGGCAGCUGGCUAGUGCCACCGCUGUAGAUGGCCAUAAUUGGAUGUAUCCACUUUGUUUUGGAAUUUUUUAUUCCAAAACAAACAAGAAUUGGAUCUGGUUUAUGCAAUUGCUUAGGCAAGCCAUAGGAUCACCAAGGGGUUUAGCCAUAAGCACUGAUGCCAGGUAGGCGGUGAUGACAGGGGUGAAGGAAGUUUUCCCAAAAGUAGAACAUAGGAAAUGCAUGUUUCACUUGGUGUCAAACUUCAAGAAAAAGUAUCAUGGAAAGAUAUUUGAUGACCAUCUUUGGGCUGCUACUUACUCAUGGAACACAUAUAUAUUUGAGAAAAAUUGGGUUGCAAUGGAAACAGCAAAGCCAGCGGCAACUGCAUAUCUUAGGAAGUGGCACACUAGGUUGUGGACUAGGAGUCAGUUCUCAACCAUUUGUAAGGUGGACUAUGUAACCAACAACCUCGCAGAGUGCUUCAAUAA